Molecule: messenger RNA, 1593 nt
Organism: Fonsecaea erecta
Lineage: Eukaryota; Fungi; Ascomycota; Eurotiomycetes; Chaetothyriales; Herpotrichiellaceae
Exons: 2
Coding region: 1-1593 (530 amino acids)
Biological process (GO): rRNA base methylation
Cellular component (GO): nucleolus
Molecular function (GO): methyltransferase activity
Source: RefSeq, a predicted model, not a curated record
AUGUCUCUGUACUAUGAUGCAGUGACUGUCCUCACCGCUAGCUCCCAUGAGGGCUCGUUGAAAUCUCGAAUCUACGGGAAUACGCUGGCGUUGAAAUCCAAGCCAGCACACAUCUAUGCGCUCAUUUCGGAAACGGCAAAAUACGACCGGUUCAUCAAAGAAGUCGUCGACAAUGCGGGCCUCCUGGCUCAGGAACCAAAGUUGACACCGCUCCUUUCCCUGCUUCUUGUCCACGACCAUCUCUUCUCGAAAAAUGGUCUUGCCGCGCCCUCUGCACAUCCCCUGCGACAAACGAUCGAAAGGAAUAAAGCUAGGCUGCAAGCGGAAUUUACGAAGGCCAGGCUGCGGAGAAGAUGUGUUACGGUAGACGAGUUGCGAAGAAGUCUUUUGGCAGAAAGUCCGCGAGCAUGCCGCUCUCAACCAAGAUGGAUUCGCAUCAACACCUUGAAGACUAGCCUCGCGCAAGAGUUUACUACGACCUUCGAAGGCUACCGGUGUGUUGCCACUAUCAUGGAAGUGACGAAUGCUUCUGCUACGGAAAAGGUCCUGGCCAUUGAUCGGCAUGUUCCACAUCUAAUCGCUCUACCUCCCGAGGCAGACGUGACGAAAACACAAGCUUACAAGGCUGGAAAACUCAUUCUGCAGGACAAGGCCUCCUGCUUCCCUGCAUACAUGCUCGUCGGAGAAAGGGACGAUAGUUCUGAUAUUGGUGACUGCAUCGAUGCCUGUGCUGCACCCGGAAACAAGACUUCUCAUCUUGCCGCGCUACUUGCUGAAAAUGGGAGGUUGGGAAGCAAGGUGUUUGCUUGUGAGCGGGAUUCGCAUCGGUCGAAGAUUUUACUAUCCAUGAUGCAGAAGAGCGGGUCAGAGGCUGUGAUUGUUCAGCCAAGUUGUGACUUUUUGACCCUCAGCCCACGAGAUGCUAAGUACAAGAAAGUCACACAUCUUCUGCUGGACCCGAGCUGUUCCGGCAGCGGAAUCAUUGGCCGCGAAGACAUCCCUGCCUUAGCACUACCUGUUGAUCGAAGAUCUGAAAAGACAUCUGCCACAACGUCUCAAAAGGCCUCAAGGAAAAGGAAAAGAGAUCAUGAUCACAAUGGGGCUAUGACCAAUACAAGUGAUGCCGAAGAAACGAGAGAGGCGGUGCUGGACGGCACAAGAUUGCUGAAAUUGUCCAAUUUGCAGGCCAGGAUUGUUGAGCACGCUCUUUCUUUCCCUGCCGCAAUCCGCGUUACUUAUUCGACCUGUUCAACCCACGUGGAGGAAAACGAAGCUGUCGUGUCUCGAGUGUUACAGUCUGGGGUUGCGAAGGAAGGAAAUUGGCGGCUGUUACGAAGGGAAGAACAAGCUUGUGGGAUGCGUGGAUGGGUGUCUCGCGGUACGGCUGUGGCACGGAACGGAGCGAGUCGUCUUUCAUCCUUGAACGAAGAGGAUCGUGAGGCAUGCAUUCGGUGCCAUCCAGGAGAUGACGAAGGGACGAUGGGAUUUUUCGUAUGCUGCUUUGUCCGUUCGCCCGCGGGGACGACACAGAGUACCUCUGAGGUUAUUGGUGCACAGGAAGGAGAGGAUAGUUGGGAGGGGUUUGGCGACUAG